Molecule: messenger RNA, 7162 nt
Organism: Canis lupus familiaris (dog)
Lineage: Eukaryota; Metazoa; Chordata; Mammalia; Carnivora; Canidae
Gene: SLC16A1
Product: solute carrier family 16 member 1
Exons: 6
Coding region: 892-2388 (498 amino acids)
Biological process (GO): monocarboxylic acid transport; transmembrane transport
Cellular component (GO): membrane
Molecular function (GO): monocarboxylic acid transmembrane transporter activity
Source: RefSeq, a predicted model, not a curated record
GCCCCGUAGUCAGGUGCUGGCCGCCGGCCCGGCCUGGCCCGGCAGAGGAGCUGGGCUUGGGUGCCGGUGACCUUGGGGAAGUAGCGUUUCCUCCCGCGCUCGGGAGCCUCCUCGAGAGAUGCUUUUGAUUUGGAGGAGGGACGACGUGGGGCCGGUUCACGUGGUGCCUGUGCGCUCUCCUGGCCGCGUCCUGCUCCGAGGGAAGGGACUCGGGGCGGGAGUUACUUGGGACUCGUGGCGCGCCCGCCCCGGCCGCCCGGGCCAGCCAAUCCUUGCCUCACCUGGUGACUUGCGAGAGUGGUGUGGGAGCCGCAGCCCCCGCCGCCGAGACGUGACCGCAGGGCUCCCGCGGACUUGGCGGAGGGUCGGGACUGGUGCCGACGAGGACUCUUUGUCAUUCAACCUGUGGCUGCUGAACGUCGGCUGCAGCGCCCUCGCGCUCCGGGGCUCGAAGGCGGCCCUGCAGCGAGCAAUCUGAAGGGGAGCCUUACACUCGCUCAGAUGCACGGCGUUUUGUUCCAAAAGUUAUUCCGGUUUCGAAAUAAAAUGCGUACACGUCAGUGCCCUGGCAAAACAAAUGUGGGCUUAGUAACUACUGGAAUGCCAUUAUAGGGUGAACUCUGAAUUGUGUGAGAGUUUGGAAGAGUAUGAGUAGGAAUUAGGCGUUAAUAAACAAUGUCAAUGUCGUUUACCAGAACUGCAGUGAAUUAGAGACUACGUAUCUUCUCUUUUUUCGUUUGGCAUUCAGUAGUACCCAUAAGUCCAAGUCUUAGCCCUGAUGUAUGACUUUGCCUUCAGAUUGCCAUAGAAAAUAUCGGGAAUUCAAGACAUCUAGCCUUUAAUAUAGGUAUUUGGAUUUGAACUGCACUUUGGAAUUCAUCUACACUUAAAAUGCCACCAGCAGUUGGAGGUCCAGUUGGAUACACUCCCCCAGAUGGAGGCUGGGGGUGGGCAGUAGUAGUUGGAGCUUUCAUUUCCAUUGGAUUCUCUUAUGCAUUUCCCAAAUCCAUUACUGUGUUCUUCAAAGAAAUUGAAAGUAUAUUCAGUGCCACCACCAGUGAAGUGUCAUGGAUAUCCUCAAUCAUGUUGGCUGUCAUGUAUGGUGGAGGUCCCAUCAGCAGUAUCCUGGUAAAUAAAUAUGGCAGUCGUCCAAUCAUGAUUGUUGGUGGAUGCUUGUCAGGCUGUGGCUUGAUUGCAGCUUCUUUCUGUAAUACUGUUCAAGAACUUUAUUUAUGUAUUGGAGUCAUUGGAGGUCUCGGGCUUGCCUUCAACUUGAAUCCAGCUCUGACCAUGAUUGGCAAGUAUUUCUACAAGAGGCGACCGCUGGCAAAUGGACUGGCCAUGGCAGGCAGCCCUGUGUUCCUCUCUACUCUGGCUCCCCUCAAUCAGGCUUUCUUUGGUAUCUUUGGCUGGAGGGGAAGCUUUUUAAUUCUUGGGGGCCUCCUACUAAACUGCUGUGUAGCUGGAGCCCUGAUGCGACCAAUAGGGCCGCCACCAACCAGUGCAGGGAAAGAUAGGUCUAAAGAAUCCCUUCAGGAAGCUGAAAAAUCUGACGAGAAAAAGGGAGGUGAUGCAAAUACAGAUCUUAUUGGAGGAAACCGCAAGGAAGAGAAAGGAUCAAUCUUCCAAACAAUUAAUAAAUUCCUGGACUUAUCUCUGUUCACACACAGAGGCUUUUUGCUAUAUCUCUCCGGAAAUGUGCUCAUGUUUUUUGGACUGUUUACUCCUUUGGUCUUUCUUAGUAAUUAUGGCAAGAGUCAACAUUACUCUAGUGAGAAGUCUGCCUUCCUUCUUUCCAUUCUGGCUUUUGUUGACAUGGUAGCUAGACCUUCUAUGGGACUUGUAGCCAACACCAAGUGGAUAAGACCUCGAGUUCAGUAUUUUUUUGCAGCUUCUAUUGUUGCAAAUGGAGUGUGUCAUCUGCUAGCACCUUUAUCCUCCAGCUACAUUGGGUUCUGUGUCUAUGCGGGCUUCUUUGGAUUUGCGUUUGGAUGGCUCAGCUCAGUGUUGUUUGAAACACUGAUGGACCUCGUUGGACCUCAGAGGUUCUCCAGCGCCGUGGGACUGGUGACCAUUGUGGAAUGCUGUCCUGUCCUCCUGGGGCCACCACUUUUAGGUCGUCUGAAUGACAUCUAUGGAGACUACAAAUACACCUACUGGGCAUGUGGUGUGAUCCUAAUUAUCGCAGGCAUCUACCUCUUCAUUGGCAUGGGCAUCAAUUAUCAACUUGUGGCAAAAGAGCAGAAAGCAGAAAAGCAGCAGAAAAAGGAAAGUAAAGAAGAGGAGACCAGUGUAGAUGCUGCUGAGAAGCCAAAAGAAUAUGCAUCAGAAUCUGCAGAGCAGAAAGACACAGAAGGAAGUCCCAAAGAGGAGGAGAGUCCAGUCUAAACCUGUGAGGCCUGAGGGUCAGUGCAGCAGCCGUGAUCAAGAUACCUGUAAAUAUCUACUGGCCUGUAAUCCAGCAGUGGUGCUCAUUGCCAAUAGUGGACAUGUGUGGGAAUCAUAUCAGGUGUUCAUUGAUGGAAUUUUUGUUUCACUCCUUACCAGUAGCCUGAAUUAAAAAUGCCAUACCUGUGGGGAGGGAGUGAUUGGCAAAGAAUGAGAGAAGGAAGUAGUGUGGGGUUUUUUUGUUUGUUUUUUUAAAUCCUAGCUUUUAACGGUGUCCAAAAGAUUAUAAUAUGUGCCUUAAGUUUUAGUCUUUAGAACUCUUUAGGGAGCCUUAACUUUUUAAACCAUUCUGCUGAAUUCAUCUAUUUUAGGUGUUAGGUUAAUAAGGAAAAAUAACAACUAACUUGUUUGAGGCAAAUCUAAAAUUUAAAAUUAACCUUCAUUGUUAUUUGUAUUAUCGUGUCAGACAUCAUCACUGGAAGAUUUGUGAAUAGAAAUAUUGGUUGGAAGUUGGGAUUAUAAAAUCCUGACUGAAAUAUUUUCCUCUCAUCAGUAGUUGCCUAGCAUCGUGCCUGCUAGCUAUAUAUUUAGGAAAUUUAAGGCGCAAAACUUUGGAAACAUCUUAGCUGUUCUAGACACAUUGUACUUGUCAGCACCCCUCUGGAAUCUUUUCUUGGGAUGCUAAUAUUAUUAGUGCUUGAGAAUGUAUAUCAUUAAAUUACUAUUUUCUCUUUUCAAAGACCUUUUGAGUGGCUAUAAACCAUUGCCCCCUUUGAAAUCACUUAGUAUUUUUCACUGUAAAAGUUAAUUUUAAAAUAUGCAAAACCAUAUAUUUGUGCCUCUGUAGUGAAUACAACACAUCUAGUUAAAUGUAGAUAAAUAUUUCAGACAGCAGCGGAAUUCAGCUUCAGUUUUACCAAAACCUCAGUUAAACUGUGAGACUUAGAUUUUUUGUUGUUGAUUUUCCUGGAAUUCUCCCCCAUUAAUUCAUAGUGGUUCCAUUUAUAUCUGGGUCUAGCUUAGAGCUGUGUGUGAAAUAUUCAAUCUUUGUGUGUUUUUGUUGUUUUUUUUUUUUUUUUUUUUUUUUAAUGUUUGCUAAUUAAAGCCAGAGCAAUUUGGCGCCAGGCAAACCAACAAAGAUAAGAUUGGGAGGGAAGUUGCUCCUUUUCUUUUUCUGAGAAGGCCUGGAAAAAAAUUAGGUCUUGCUUAUAAUUAUUGGACACAUUCUUACUACUCCACACAAACAUAAAGAUAUUGUGACCCUUUUUACUUAUUUGAAAAGUAGAGAAGUGGGCUUAGGAGAAGGAUAGGGAGAUUGGACCAGAAUGAAAUCUGUAAAUAUUUUUUAAACUAGUAUCUUUUAAAAUGCACAAGAAGAUAAUGAUAGACACUCAGUAAAUUAUAUUCAGUGCAUUUUAAAAUAUCAUUGUAAUUGAAACAGUGAAAGUAUAGGUAUAAAACCUUUUGUGUAAAAGGCUGGCUUUUCCAAAUAAACUUUUUUUUUUCUUUUUUUAAAGAAAUGUUUCUCCCUCCAAAUGUUUAUUCUCUUGAGAAAAUAUUUGUGUCUUCAUUAUCAAAUUAAUUUGGCCCUUGCUAAUAUUAAAUCAUUCAGCUUAUAUACUGUGGGAACUGUGUAUAUGGCUUAUUUUUAUUUUUCUUUGUUCCUCCUUGAAGUCCAGGAAGAGGGGGAUUUUGAAAUCACCUCUCUGAAAGCAUCCAAAGCAGUUAACCUUAAGGAUACAAUGAAAAUUCCUUUCUAUGCCUGAAUGUCAUGGCAGAUGGAGAAGGAAUUUUAGGGGAGAAGCCUGCUGUGACUGUUGGCAGGCUUGGCUCCACUUGGGAUUCUGCCGUUUUCCAUAGACCAAAGCCCAUAACCUUUAUGUGCCUCUCUCCCCUUCCACAAAAAUGAGGAUCGCUGUCCAUGAGGUAAUAUAAGUAAAGGAAAUGGGAAAGGGGCAUGGGGUGGAGGAGGAGAAGUACAGGAUUAUUUUUCCUUGUAGGAGAGGAAAACUUUUCCCUUCUUUCUCAGUUCUUUGGAUGGCCUAAUAAUUAAACUGACAUAAGACAGGUAAGAUAGGAGAAAAUUUUCAUUUCAUACAUACAGGAACUUCACAGAGACACGAGAAGGCCAAAAACCGGCAACUGAGGUUUACAAGCCAUCUGAAGCUAAGGAGAGGAGGGGGGCAGGGGUCUGCGGCUUCACAAGGAAUAAAGACAAUUUACAGGAAGAUGGGAAGAGCAAAUAUUUGGUGAACCAUGCCAGGCAGAGAAGUCUUCUGUAAAAAAAAAUUUUUUUAAUUAUCCUUUGUAAUACCUCUCUUCCUGGUACGGGCUCCCUACCUAAAUUCUUCUAGGCAGUUAGUUACAGGGGAGGUAAAAAGCUCUUCUUCAGUCUGUUAGGCAUUUGACUGCCUUUAGCUCAAAUAACCCACAUGUCCAAGUGGCACAUUUUGAGGCAGCCCUGUCCUGAACCCCAUCACCCCCAUCCCCAUUGUUGAGCUAUGUCCAUACCUAAGACCCUGCUUAAUCUUUAUUCAAUAGUUGAAUAAAGUGAAGGGUUAAAAACUGAUUCAAAGCUGGAAUUAAGCCUUCUAUUGACCGCAGUCCAACCCUGACUUUUUCCCCUGAAGAGGCAGGAUUAAAGUAUUAUUCAGGAUCAGUUUUGGUAACAGCCAACACUAAAACCCAAUAUAGGCCCACUGUGUGCCAUCUAUUUCUUGUUAACAAGGAAUUGUUGGUUAUGUUCAACAAUGGAAAGGUGGGUGGACCUUCUGAUCCAAUCUAUUGUCCUUUACUCCAAUCUAUUGUCCUUUACUCCACACGAGGACUAAAUUCUCUUCCAAUUCACACAGUGUCAGUGACUGCUUUGGAAACACAGAUGUAUGCAAAGAGCACCCGCCAGCUUUGUUUUCUCUCUGUCCCACAUCUUCCAUAAGUCACAGGGCCUAAAAAAAGGGCUUGGCAUACUUCAAGAGUAUACUCUGAAACAGGCUCCCAAGCCAAAGCUGGAAAACUACUUAAACUGAUAGGCUGGACAACUACAGAUGAUCAUAGUGACAAGACUGUAUUAUUUUGCUGUAGUGCAGUCUGCUGAUGAUUUACCUUAACUAGUUAUAAAUUCUACAAAAUAUUCAGGAAAGCAUGGUGGUAAAAACAAAUUAUGGAAAAUUCAGAGGUGUUUUUAUCCCUAUUUAAUCACAUUGGUAACUAAUCUGAAUUCUUGGGUUGUCUGAAUUUAGUUUAUGUUUGUACCAUAGAUACAUAUGUCAAUAUUAAUCCUGUAUUUUAAAAAGGAAAAAAGUUUGUUAAAAGCCAUUUAAUAUUUUUGUAUGAACCAGUGUUUUACUGUAUUGAAUUUUAGAUUGAUAAAAUGGGUAUUGAUUUGUAUGAAAAACCUAAAUGUCUGGGUUUUACCCAGCAAAUGGUUCACAAACCUAAUAAUCAGGUCCCCCCACCCCCAUUUUGCUCGGAAAGAUGAGGAAAAGUGAACCAUAAAUUUCCACCUUUGCAACAUGGCUUGUCUUAAUAAUAAUCAGGUCAGGCAUUUGCCUAGAAGAGAUGAAGAAAGAGGUUAAUGACAGACUUGUGUCGAUAUGAAAAUUCUUUCAGUUCUUGACAGGAAGGGACAGCCCAAGCUUGCUUGGCUUGCCCAGAUGUAAGCAAUUAAGCCAAGUUGCUUCAGAGUUUAGAAGCAUUUAGGGGGUUUCAAGUAUGUACUUGAAACACAUUUCUGAAAUGUGUUCUAGCUUUAGCAUUUUAGAUUCAGUGACCCCUUUUUCCCCCCAUUCAGUCAGGGCCGUAGUGACAGAACCAUUCAAAUGACAGUGAUUGGAAAAGGUACCAUGUCUGUGUGUGGAUUAUCUUUUUCUUGAGCUGAACAGCACCGAUUUACUUCAUUUUGCUGACUUUUACCCUGACUUGCCUGGGGGAGACUGGGAUAGCUAGCAGUGGAAUCCCAGCCAGCUGGUUGCUUAACCGUAUAGGCCACCUGGGUUCAAACAGGCUGUGUGACCUCAAACAAGUUACUUAGUCUUCAUAAGCAUCAGGUUUUUUCUUUUGUAAGGUGUUAAUAAUUAGUACCAACCCACCCCCAGGGUUAUCAGGAAGUUUAGUUGAUAUGUGACAGCUUGUUAAAUAAGAGCUUCAUAAGUGUAAAUACCGGACUAUAAAAAAAGUCAAAAUUAAUACAUGGGGGUAAAAAUGAGCUCUUCGAAUUCUCCAGAGGGAUCAUUACUUAGGAUAGUUUGGAAAUGACUUUUAAAGAUAAUAGUAGCUAAAUUUGGGGCACCAGGCUGGUUCAGUCAAUAGAGCAUGGAAUGCUUGCUCUCAGGGUUGUGAGUUGGAAGCCCCACAUUGGGUGUAGAGCCGACUUUAAAAAUAAAGAAUAUUAGCGAAAUUAUCAAAUUCUUUUGAUCAGAUCCUCCUUUUACUCUUACAAAUAUAAUGGUCUUUGGUAAAUUGAGUGGAUGAAAUGAACAGUUUAUGAGGAUGGUACAUACGUGUCCAGCUCUUUGAGCAAGAGAGAUGUGAAUCCCAAAACCCUUGCUCCUGCUGCUCUAACAGUGCACUAUCUCCAAGGAAGAGAGGACCAACUAGGUGCAGAAAAACAUUUCCUCUCAAAGAAAUAUAACUAGCAGCCAAUCAUGAUUAAAGUUGUCUCUAGCAAUGUGCUUAAAUGCAAAUUGAAAACCUCAUGAUGUUUUUUCAAUACUACGUUGAUAAUAUGAUUUAAAUUAUAAGUUAUCAGUUGGUGGCUGAAUAAAUUGGUAUUUAA